AUGACUCCCGCCAACAUUGAUUUAGCGUCACCAGCGACAACCACAUCUACCAAUCGCGGAAACAAAGGUGGUCGCCCAAGGGACUGGACUUUUGCUCGAGCGCGCAGACUUACGCGACUCUAUCUCUACACGAACUUGCCGCUCCACAAUAUUCUCGACUUGCUCAAGGAGGAUGUCUGGCAGCCUGGGAAGGAAGCUGCCAACAAGAUCCUCAAUGGUGUACUCGGCAAAGACCCUAGAUGGAUGCGACCAAGAACUGUCGAGGAUCAACGCCAGCGGAUCCAUUGCCUUAAGAAUAGCGAACGGGCGCCGAAGAAAGACAGUCGUCCCCCACAGCACGCAAUACAACCACACCGGCCGGCAAGUGGUGUCUACUACAACAGCUUCCUGAAUCCCGAAACCGAUACGCUUGACGGUGCAACAAUCACCCGGUCUGCUGGCUCCUCUUAUGAGAAACCGGAUGAUUUCGUCCUUGAUCGAGACACUGUGAAUACACUUUAUGAUUGGAAUUCCCGAUUCGACUUUGUUCCGCCGUCCACUGUGCCUCUAUCCCAUGUCAAUCUAGGACAACUUCCAAACUCUUCGCGUACAACUCUCAGCAGGUUCUUUCCUAGAGGGAUUAGCCGGCAAGGUACUGCCAUGACUACGUCCACUGACUUCACCACUGCGAGUACCCGGACUCGAGAAGCUUUCGGUGCGGUGCAGGAGAAGCUUCAGCUGGUAUCUGACCUUACGCAAUCCGACGUGAAGGACGUGUUCCGCGUUUUUAAGCGCUACACCAUCUCGGCUGAGCCAGAAGCACACGACUCUCGCUCUGCAGCUGUCUUCUCGCCUAGCAUUCCCACUAAUGUGCAGCAUUCAACGAACCAAUUUGGCAGCAUUCGAAGGCAACCAACCAGCGUACUAGUCACACAGAAACUCGCAGGCGACCUAGUGGAUGUGAAUGCCCUCUGCCAACAACAAUGUUAUAUUCCCAAGUCGGCUAUUCACGACACCACGGCAUGCGACUGCCAACUUCGAGGCAUCAAACUUGAUGUCGUAGACCCAUUCGGUAAUACUGCUUAUCACCACUUCGCCGCCACCGAAGGACACCAGGAUUUACUCAUACAGUCCUUUUGUGAGAGUUUCGACCAUUCUGAUUUCCUUGUUGGGGCGCGAAACACAGCUGGACAAACCUUUCUUCAUGUCCUGCAUUCGUGUUGGUAUGAUGAAGAGUCCCAGUUGAGUGAACUACUAUCAAUUCUGAAGGCUAGGAACUUCCCCCUCUACGCCACAGAUGUAUACGGACGCACCUUUUUCCAUAUUCUUGGCGAAAACCUAACCCGAAACCCUCACCUUUUGAGGGAGAUUACACGUAACUUCGACAUGGAAAAUCUCGAAUGUCGGGAUGCUUUUGGGGUCAAACCAAUGACGGGCAUACGUCGUGUGGGGACCAUGCCAAGUGUCCAGGAAGAAGGACAAGAAGGACUGGGCCGUCUGACGAUCCCACCAGGCGAUGCGCAGGCAAGAACUCGCAUUCAAGCCCAACUGGUGAAGAUAAUUAAUGAUGCAUUCGCAAUCAAACCAACCAUCGAAGAUGCCCAAGGUCGAAAUGCACUUCAUUGUCUUGCCGAAGUUGCCUUCGACGCAAACCUUGUGCCCCAGGAAGCGUCUCGCGAUGAAAUCACCCAUAGUCCGGUUUCGAAGCGCAAACUAGACGAUAACUACGAGCCAAAAGAUUCUUGUCCUCUCAGUUACCGAAUGCAGUACCUGGGUACUUUGCUCGAGGCUGGAGUCGACGUAAACCAUUACAACUCCAAGGGAGACACCGUUCUCAUGGCCUUCGUCUCCCAUAUCACGGAUGGGAAGUACGACAAGGAUCUAGAGGCCAUCAUCAAAAUUCUGGUCAAGGAGGGCGCGAAUCUUGAAGCCCGAAACCGCAAUGGCGAGACAGCAUUACACGUCGCCGCGAGGCUGGGGCAGAAGCGAUCGGUUAAGUGCCUCAUUGAACAAGGCGCCAACGUUUACGCUCGCAAUGGAGAAUCGAUUGGCAUCCUCCCCGUCAUCGAUAGAUUGUGGCGCAUGACCGAGGAUGAUCACAAGUUCAAUCUGAGACUCGAAGCAUGUCGUGCUGUGCUGACGGGUCAAUACGGAGACAAGAACACUCCUGAGCAGAAUCCGACUGCUGAACAGGAGUGGGCUUUCCGCCCCAAGCUACCUCCGGACUCGGCCAAGAGCCGGAAGUCUUAG
Pseudomassariella vexata is the source of this 2229-nucleotide messenger RNA. RefSeq lists its product as uncharacterized. The transcript has 2 exons. Gene Ontology annotation, biological process: regulation of gene expression. Bases 1 to 2229 code for a protein of 742 amino acids. The record is from RefSeq and is a predicted model, not a curated record. Gene Ontology annotation, cellular component: nucleus. Gene Ontology annotation, molecular function: protein binding. Lineage: Eukaryota; Fungi; Ascomycota; Sordariomycetes; Amphisphaeriales; Pseudomassariaceae.